Phialemonium atrogriseum is the source of this 1983-nucleotide messenger RNA. RefSeq names its product WD40 repeat-like protein. The record is from RefSeq and is a predicted model, not a curated record. Gene Ontology annotation, cellular component: mitochondrion. Lineage: Eukaryota; Fungi; Ascomycota; Sordariomycetes; Cephalothecales; Cephalothecaceae. Bases 1 to 1983 code for a protein of 660 amino acids. Gene Ontology annotation, biological process: peroxisome fission; mitochondrial fission. Gene Ontology annotation, molecular function: protein binding. The transcript is spliced from 4 exons.
AUGGCCAGUCCCGACGAGCGCGAUGCCUUCCACGACGACCUGUCCCCCGAGGACGAGGAGUCCUCCAUCAUCUCUACACGGGGAUUCGAGUCAUUCGGUCGUAAAGUAACCACCACAGCAAGCCACUUGAUCGGCCCGCGCUCAGAUCCGGCUUCCCACCCCCAAUACCAAAGCGCGAUGGGCGAGGUCCACAAGCACCUCCGGAGCCAGACCCUUCAGCGCAGCAUGUUCUCUAUGGCUCGCACGACCCCCACAGACCUAGUUCGGUCCAAGUUGUCCCCCAAGGAGAUCCAAUCAAGAGCCAUGGCAUAUGUCCCGGAGGAGCUGCUGCAGAACAUCCCAGAAGACGAGAACUCAUACUCUCUGUUCCAAGGCUUCCAGGCCAGCUUUCCCGGCUUCACAGAGGAAGGGAAGAAACACAGGCGCCGGGUCUCAAGGGGAAGGAAGUUGCUUCAAGACUCUCACACGACACCAGACAGCCCUCAUGCGGUGCAGAAGCUCGGGAAGGAGAAGGCCUCGAUGAUGCACGAGUUUGAGAUGCUGGGCAUUCGGAAGAACAUGGCCAGCAGCGAGAUCCGGGAGAUAGACAACAAGAUGGCCAAUUUGGCGGGCAUGCGCAAGAUUAUCCUGGAAAGGCUAGCCAGCUUGGAGCAAGAGGAGGCGCUCUUAGAGCACGAUAUAAUGGACGUUGAGGGCAGGCUAGAAGAAGCCCAGGCACUUGUCGAAGAAGCAGAGUCUAUAGCGCUGCAGACGCCAACAAAGACGGAUGAAGACCUAGCUUUGGACAGAGAGGAUGACGAUCCGGGCUUCAUGUCCCAAUCCAUUUAUGAAAAGCUCCCGUCUGCUAACAGCACUCCGUCGCGUUCUAAGAAACCGCGCAACUUGAGACGGAAGUCGAUGCCAAUCCUACACGAGCACUUUGAUCCUGGGACAAUGAUUCGAGAAAUCCGGGCCCACCAAGAUAACAUCACGGCCCUUGACUUCGAUGCGCCAUUUGGCACCAUGGUCACGGCAGCAAUGGAUGACUCGGUUCGAGUGUGGGACCUGAACGCAGGUCGUUGCAUGGGCUUCCUCGAGGGCCAUACGGCGUCAGUACGCACGCUUCAGGUCCAAGACAAUAUCUUGGCGACAGGCUCGGUCGAUGCCACGGUCCGGCUCUGGGAUCUUAGCAAGGCCCACUAUGACCCGCACGGCAGCCAGUUUGGAAAGGACGACGACGACGACGGCAUUGCUUUCGAGAACCCGGAUGACUCGCCCGUCGAGCCGCCACCGGGCAGCAUGGCCGACUGCCCAUUGUUCACCUUGCAGGCCCAUGUCGACGAGAUCACGGCCCUCCACUUCAGUGGGGAUGUCCUAGUCUCUGGCUCGGCCGACAAGACGCUCCGGCACUGGGAUCUUGAGAAGGGCCGGUGCGUCCAGACCCUGGAUGUGAUGUGGGCAGCAGCACAGGCUUCUGCCACAUCAUCAACGGGUGAAGGGGCGUGGAGGCAGACGGGCCGUUCUGCCAGUGUAUCGGCAGAUUUUGUAGGGGCUCUCCAGGUGUUCGAGUCUGCCCUGGCCUGCGGAACUGCAGACGGGAUGGUGAGACUAUGGGAUUUACGAAGCGGCCAGGUCAAUCGAAGCCUGGUGGGCCACACGGGGGCAGUGACCUGUUUGCAGUUUGACGACGUACAUCUGGUGACGGGGAGCCUCGACAGGAGCAUACGGAUCUGGGACCUGCGCACGGGGUCCAUUUACGAUGCCUAUGCCUACGACAACCCCAUCACAAGCAUGAUGUUUGACGUCCGACGGAUAGUCUGUGCUGCAGGCGAGGAUGUGGUCAAGGUGUACGAUAAGGUGGAGGGACGGCAGUGGGACUGCGGUGCUGGCAUUGCGGGAGAAGAAGAGGGCAGGAUGCCUGCUGUGGUCGAGCGUGUACGAAUAAAGGACGGCUAUAUGACCGAAGGACGCCGCGAUGGGAUUGUCGGUGUUUGGACAUGUUAA